UUCGAAUUGAACUUUUCCCACAUAAUAUAAUCUGAAUACCACAGAUUAUCUAACUACUACAUAUAAACUACAUACCACAUAAUGUCCGCAAUUACAACUAAGUUCAUUACAGACCACCAAUUCACCAAUGAGAUGAGUAUCGAAGAGCUCAGUCAGUAUGCGCCAGAAAUGCGUGACCUCUUGGGAGAUAAUAGAGAGAAAAGACGCCAGGCUCGUAAUCGUCUUCAAAAAGGGUAUAAAUUUAGCAAAGGACAGGCAUUCGCAUUGAUUCCUGACCAGAGAAUCGAGCGGUACAUAAGUCAAGUACCGUUCCUAGAGGAACUAGGAUUAGAAGCCGAAGUGAAUAUAAGCCUAGUAUCUGAGAACGCCCCAGAAGGCGAGACUAUUAGAGAAAUGGCUCAACGUAUUGUUCGGGAUAAUCUUAGUGAAAGAAAUGUAAAAGCGAUAUCUAUAACUUUAGCUGAAACCGCCUCCGAUCCUAUCGUUGCCUCAUCACGUCUCUCCAGGCUUCGAAGAGAAUUGCGAACCCUCAAUGCUCCAGAAAAAAUAAUCUCUGCUACCAAGAUUCCGGAGAUAACCAGAGCAUCUAAUAAAAUCCAACAGGAGCGUACUGAGCAACGUAAAAAUGAAGGACUUCAUUAUCCGGACCACUUCUCGUUAGAAUCAGUUAAGGAACGGCUAGAUUUAUAUGUUGUGUCUAACACACCCGAUAAACAGGCCCUAGCUGAUGUAAUGAUCAUGCUCUGUAUCCGCCCUGCUGAAAUUAAAAACUUGCGCAUAGCAAAUGGAGGUGUAACUGGAUACGCAAAAAACCGAGGCUAA
Rhizophagus irregularis DAOM 181602=DAOM 197198 is the source of this 822-nucleotide messenger RNA. The record is from RefSeq and is a predicted model, not a curated record. NCBI's taxonomy places the organism in Eukaryota, Fungi, Glomeromycota, Glomeromycetes, Glomerales, Glomeraceae.